CAGGACAGGAGAGAAGACGAGAGGGGAGGAGAGGGGUGGCCCAGCCGGCCCCGCCCCGGCCAUCCCCAGCCUCUGUCCCCACCCCAGGUCGCUGGGAGCACCGAGGAGGGUGCGAAGCAGCAGCCCCCAGGCCAAAAGCCGCGGGCGGGCGGGGGGCAGAGUCCCAGCGCCCCUGGCCGUGCUCCGCGGAACGCCGCGCAGGCAGCGCUGGGCGCGGGAUGGCCGGCGGGGACUGCCCCGGCCACCUGGCGCCGCCGCUUCUGCUGCUACUUGCCCUGCUCUGGCUGGGCCGCGCCGCGGCAGCUGAGAGCUGUGUAUGCAAAGGUAAAAGUCCCUGCUUUUGUGAUAGCAUGAAAGGUAAUAAGGGUGAGAAAGGCUAUCCUGGUAUUCCAGGUCCACCUGGUCAUAGAGGCUUUCCUGGUCCAGAAGGGCCUCCAGGGCCACAGGGACCAAAGGGUUCUCCAGGGCUCACAGGCUUAGUUGGACCCAAAGGUAUACGAGGAGUCCCAGGAAUACCUGGAUUUUCAGGUCCCCCAGGCCUUCCAGGUAAACCGGGUAGUGUUGGACCUCCUGGGCAUUCAGGUGUUCCAGGAUGCAAUGGCACAAAGGGCGAUCAAGGUUUUCCAGGUCUUCCAGGUAGAAGAGGUGCUCCAGGUGUUCCAGGUGUUGCUGGCAUCAAAGGAGAGAAGGGAUGCCCUGCAGAUGGAUAUAACCAAGUGUAUGAUGCAAAAGGUGAUCCUGGAUUGCCAGGAAUGCCUGGACUUCAGGGUGCCCAGGGUGCUCAAGGAUAUCCAGGAGAAAUCGGACCACAGGGCCCUCCAGGAGCUCCAGGUAUGCCAGGGAAAGCAGGACCUCCUGGACCUAAGGGUCUUAUGGGACUGAAAGUAAUAGGAGCCAAAGGAAGAAAGGGUGACAUUGGUUUAACUGGACCCCCUGGACCCCCAGGAACUGUUAUUGUGACAUUAAGUGGACCAGACAACAUGACGGACUUGAAAGGAGAGAAAGGAGAUAAAGGAUCAAGAGGACUUCCAGGGCCAAUGGGGUUUACAGGGCCAGUUGGUGACUCUCAAAGUGAAAAGGGUGACCGAGGAGAACCCGGAAUACAGGGUAUACCAGGAAAAGAUGGUGCUCCAGGUCCACCUGGCUUACCGGGACAAAAUGGUGAACAGGGCAAACAAGGACUGGCUGGCAGGCAAGGAGCUAAGGGGAGGAAAGGAAACACUGGUCCACCUGGAGCUUGUGGUCGAACUGAAUAUUAUGAUAGUGUGGUUGGUGAAAAAGGAGAUGAAGGACUCCCUGGACCUCCAGGACCAAAAGGUCAACGUGGCAUGCCUGGGCCACAGGGUCCUCCUGGAGAUGCUGGUAGACCAGGUGUGUCAAGACCUGGUCUGAGAGGUCCCCCAGGUUUUCCUGGGCCAAAAGGAGCAAAAGGAGAGAAAGGACAAACUGGCUUGUGUAUUGUAGGCCCUCCAGGACUACCUGGUAUGACUGGUAGACCUGGUUCUGUUGGAUUACCAGGUCCUCCAGGAGAACCAGGUAGGGUAACAUUUAGAACAGGCCUACCAGGACUUCCUGGAGAACCAGGGUGUACAGGACCUCCGGGACCUCCAGGAGAUAUUGGCAUGAAAGGUGAUGAAGCUCACGUGUGUACUGAUUGCAGCUAUAUUCCGGGAAUUCCUGGUCUUCGCGGUUCUCCUGGGCCACGUGGCCAAGAUGGCAUUCCUGGUAGAGAAGGAACAACAGGUCCAAAAGGUUCUCCAGGUUCUCCAGGAGCACCAGGGUUUCCAGGAGCUCAAGGACCUCCAGGUUUUAAGGGACAUCAAGGAUAUAAAGGAUCAAAAGGUGAGCCUGGAUACGUGUAUCCAGAAGGGCCAAAAGGUGAGCGAGGAGAUCCAGGGCCCAGGGGAGACAAAGGAAGAAAAGGUUCAAGUGGAUUUGUGGGAAGACCUGGCUCUAAAGGAUCAAAAGGUUCCAAAGGUGAAGAGGGACUGGCUGGUUCAAAAGGAGACAGAGGACUACCUGGAUUGCCUGGCAGCCCUGGGCUUCCUGGAGAGAUGGGGUUUCCUGGACUGCCAGGAUAUGGACCACAAGGAAUAAGAGGUUUCAAAGGCUCUAAAGGAAUACCUGGUCCACCUGGAUUACCUGGAGAAGCUGGUCUGAAAGGAGAGGCUACUAGGAUAGCACCAUUACCUGGGCUGCCAGGACCUCAGGGACCAGGUGGUUUACCUGGACCCCCAGGAGUGCCUGGUAAGGCUGGAGCAAGAGGUCAGCCAGGUGAUCCAGGACAUCCAGGGCCAACAGGUGACACAGGCUUCCCAGGACUUGGGUUUCCAGGAAACCCAGGUCCAAAAGGAGAUAAAGGACUUGCAGGAGGCAAAGGGUCACCGGGUUGUGAAGGAAAGAUUGGAGAUACAGGCCGAGCUGGAAACCUAGGACAACAAGGAGAAAAGGGUGACCCAGGCAUGGUUAUUCCUGGAGAGCCAGGUAGACUGGGUUCACCAGGAAGUCAUGGCAUUCCUGGCUUAAAAGGUGAUGCUGGAUUUCCAGGACUUCCAGGCCUACCAGGGCGUGCCGGACAUGAUGGUGAUGAUGGCCUAAGAGGAGAGCGUGGCUCACCUGGAGUUCCUGGAGAUCCAGGUUUUCCAGGGAAACCUGCUGAAUGUCUUAUUGGCCUGCCAGGUUUGCCAGGUGGCCGGGGAGCUACAGGCCCACAAGGAGGAAGAGGUUCGCAAGGCUCCAAAGGAAAACCAGGUCCUCCUGGCUUGAGUAUCCCAGGAAUCUACGGACUGCCUGGGGAACCUGGAUUAAUAGGUCUUCAUGGAAAUACAGGAUUACCUGGCCCCAAGGGACAGUCUGGAAGGCCAGGAAUCUCUGGUGUGCCAGGCUCAAGGGGAGAGCCAGGUAUAAUGGGCCUAUUAGGAAUUCCUGGACCCCCUGGCAUUAUUGGAAGACCAGGCAACCCGGGUAUUAGAGGUUCUUCUGGCUUCCCAGGACUAAAGGGAAGAAAAGGAUUUCUUGGAGCAAAAGGCGAACAAGGUGAUAAAGGUUUUCCUGGACCAUCUGAGACCUUGGUUAAUAUUGGGAAUAAAGGAGAACGAGGUUUAAAAGGAGUUCAUGGAAGAAUGGGUCUAAAAGGAGAAAAAGGAGAUGCUGGUGUGCAGGGUCCCCCAGGUCUUGAUGGAUCUGAAGGAAUACCUGGUCUACCAGGUGUCAAAGGAUUUAUGGGUCUUCCAGGGGUUACUGGAGAACCAGGAAUCCCAGGUGGACCAGGAAACAAAGGGGACAUGGGAUUUCCAGGUGCAAAAGGACAGAAAGGAUCUCCAGGCUUUCCAGGACCAUCAGGAGACCCUGGUCCACCAGGCUGUGAUGGCUUUACAGGUGACAAAGGAGAUCCUGGGUACCCAUCUGCUGGGCCUCCAGGAGAACCUGGUCCAAAGGGAAAUCCAGGGCCCCCAGGAGUUUUGGGCAGCAAAGGGGAAAAAGGAUCCCAAGGUCAUCCAGGACAUAAAGGAAUACCAGGACCACAUGGGACCAGAGGGGAAACUGGAGGUGCAGGAAUCCCAGGAAAGCUUGGCCCUCCUGGAAAUACUGGUGUUAAAGGACAGCAGGGCCGCCCAGGCCAACAGGGUAUUAGAGGCCCUCCAGGUGCCAUUGGAGAGCCUGGAAAAAAUGGACCUGUAGGUGAAAGAGGUAAUCAAGGUCAGGAUGGUAUGCCUGGUCCCCCAGGAGUAAAGGGAGAACCAGGAGCACCAGGGAGAGGAAUCCCUGGCCUUCGAGGUAUUCCUGGUCGGAGAGGAAUCAAAGGGGACAUGGGACUGCCUGGUUUUCCUGGGCCACCAGGUAUGAAAGGUCAUCAGGGUGACCAAGGACCUGUUGGACCACCUGGCUUAGUGGGGUUACCUGGAUUUCAAGGCUCAACAGGCAUGGCAAUUACCGGUCAGAAAGGGAACAGAGGUAUUGCUGGUGCAAAUGGAAGACCAGGUGCUCCUGGUUUUCCAGGGCCUCCUGGUCUUUCUACUCUCAGCAUGAAAGGAAGCAAAGGAGUUAGAGGCGCAGAUGGCAUACCAGGGCCAACAGGCCCAGCUGGUGACAUUGGUCCUCCAGGUCCAAAAGGAAUAGAAGGUCGAUCAGGUUAUCCUGGCGCUAGAGGGGCCCCAGGAUUCCUUGGAUUCCCAGGUGUAAAAGGAGAAAAGGGUAAUCGGGGACCCCCUGGACCACAAGGUGCAGAAGGGCCAAGGGGACCAAAGGGCCAGCAUGGUUCACCUGGAGUCCCUGGGAAAAUAUUCUCCAUCCCAGGAAGCAAGGGUCCUCCUGGACUGCCAGGAAUACCAGGAACACUAGGUGACCAAGGAAUUCAAGGGAUUCCUGGACUUCCAGGACCUAAAGGAGUAAAAGGUCUACCAGGAAGAUUUGGUCAUCCAGGUCAACCAGGACUGCCUGGUCCAAAAGGAGACAGGGGAUUUCCAGGAGAAAGAGGACAGCCUGGACUGGUUGGCUUUCCAGGUCUACAGGGGUUACCUGGAUCACCAGGUACUAUCAUUGCUGGUCCAACAAGAAGAGGUUUUAUCUUUACCCGGCAUAGUCAAUCAACAAGGAUUCCUUCAUGCCCACAUGGGACAUCGCAGCUCUAUGUUGGUUAUUCACUGCUUUUUGUACAAGGAAAUGAACGAGCACACGGACAAGAUCUUGGAACAGCUGGUAGCUGCUUGCAGAGAUUUACCACCAUGCCAUUCUUAUUCUGUAACACCAAUGAUGUUUGCAGUUUUGCUUCUCGCAAUGACUACUCAUACUGGCUCUCAACUGCAACAGUAAUGCCAGUAGACAUGGCACCAAUUUCUGGCAGGGCACUAGAGCCCCAUAUAAGCAGGUGUGUUGUCUGUGAAGGAGCUGCAAUGGUAAUAGCAGUUCACAGCCAAACAACUGUAGUUCCUGCAUGUCCAGAAGGCUGGGUAUCUCUCUGGAAGGGUUUUUCUUUUGUUAUGUACACAAGUGCCGGCUCAGAAGCUUCUGGCCAAGCAUUGGCAUCUCCUGGAUCUUGUUUGGAAGAAUUUAGAGCCAUUCCAUUCAUAGAGUGCCAUGGCAGGGGGACGUGCAACUACUAUACAAAUUCCUACAGUUUCUGGUUGGCAUCGUUAAAUCCAAGAAGAAUGUUCAGGAAACCUCUGCCACAGACUUUGAAAGCAGGAGAACUAGAAAAUAUUAUCAGCCGAUGUCAGGUCUGCAUGAAGAGACCAGUCUAAACAGUGGCCACUCUUGAUUGAACAUGAAACUCUGUUUUUAUUACAAAGAUUUGCCUAACUCAGAAGAGCUAUAAUUUAUUAUAGUCCAACUGCACCUGGAAAGAAAUUAUAAAUUGCCAGUGCAGCACUGUGUUGAGGUAGGGCAACAGUUUGACUUUUGGACUUUUGUCUUUGGCAAAUGCAAAGCACUUUGAUGGAGAAGGCUUGUAAUGGCAGUCUGCAGGGGCUUCUGCUGAAUUAUUGUCAUUUCUGAGCUGCAUCUUCAUGAUAAAACUGUGGCAUCACCAGAUCUUUAAUGAAAGAUGUUAAUGUUGCCUUGUGUCAUGUGCUUUUCAAACCACAGGACAAACUAAAUGCUCUAAUAUUGACUUACAUAUGUUCAGUGUUUGAGUGGGUCUAAUUUAAGAUUAAAAUUGGCACUUAUGAAAGAUAGGGUUCAAUAGGAAACACUUUCAGUGCACUUUUAAAAAUAUAAUGAUUCAUUUG
Molecule: messenger RNA, 5726 nt
Organism: Pezoporus flaviventris
Lineage: Eukaryota; Metazoa; Chordata; Aves; Psittaciformes; Psittacidae
Gene: COL4A3
Product: collagen type IV alpha 3 chain
Exons: 52
Coding region: 219-5240 (1673 amino acids)
Cellular component (GO): collagen trimer
Molecular function (GO): extracellular matrix structural constituent
Source: RefSeq, a predicted model, not a curated record